Messenger RNA from Diceros bicornis minor, 4789 nucleotides. RefSeq names its product zinc finger protein 883-like. Gene Ontology annotation, molecular function: DNA-binding transcription repressor activity, RNA polymerase II-specific. NCBI's taxonomy places the organism in Eukaryota, Metazoa, Chordata, Mammalia, Perissodactyla, Rhinocerotidae. Gene Ontology annotation, biological process: negative regulation of transcription by RNA polymerase II. The coding region runs from base 104 to 2029 and encodes 641 amino acids. The transcript has 4 exons. The record is from RefSeq and is a predicted model, not a curated record.
AGCCGGACCGCGGCUGGAGCCUCGCCGACGCGCGGUGGCCGCCGAGCCCCAUCAGCCCCCAGACUCAGCCCCCCAUCCCCUGGUCACUGUGGGCAGUGGAGGGAUGGCCGCCCAGCUGCUGGCUGACGAGGCCCUGCCCCGGGCCUGGGGGAUGCAGGCGUCCUUGUGGUUGCAGGGGCUGGUGACGUUCAAAGACGUGGCCGUGGACUUCACCCAGGAGGAGUGGCAGCAGCUGGAUCCGGCCCAGAGGGACCUGUACGAGGACGUGAUGCUGGAGAACUUCCGGAACCUGAGCUCCCUGGAUUUGGAGUCCAGGCCUGAGAGGGACGCCCCAGAGGAAGCUGUCCCUGCAGGAGCAGCCCCGGGGCUGGCCCUGGAAGAGCUGGGAGGGGGCUGCCCCUGGCGCUCUGCGUCCGGAGAGGCCGGGACACCUUCAGGAUGCGCCCCUGCAGAGCGUCAGCCGGGAGACCCCCCGCCAAGAAUUCCAGAAGGGACAGGGCCCCACAAGUGUGACCCACGGGAUCCUGGCUGGGAGAGCCCCCGGAGAGACGCCGGCGGCGGCGAGAAGCCCUGCUUGUGCCGGGAGUGCGGGGAGGCCUUCGCGGGGCGCGCCGAGCUGGCGCAGCACCAGCGCGCGCACGCCCAGGACAAGCCGUUCGCGUGCGGUGAAUGCGGGCGACGCUUCCGCAGGAACGCCACCCUCGCGGUGCACCGGCGCGUCCACACCGGCGAGAAGCCGUUCGCCUGCGCCGAGUGCGGCAAGGCCUUCAGCCAGCGCGCCAACCUCACGGUGCACCGGCGCAUCCACACGGGUGAGCGGCCCUACCGGUGCGCCGAGUGCGGCCGCGCCUUCGUGCAGAACAUGCAGCUGGUCGGCCACCGGCGCACGCACACCGGCGAGCGGCCCUACAAGUGCGGCGACUGCGGCAAGGCCUUCACGCUCAUCACCAACCUGGUGGACCACCAGCGCCUGCACACCGGGGAGAAGCCCUUCGCGUGCGACGUGUGCGGCAAGCGCUUCACCAAGCGCUCGGCCCUGCUCGGGCACCAGCGGGCCCCCACCAGCGCCAGGCCCCACCAGUGCGGCGUGUGCGGGAAGGCCUUCCGCAAGAAGUCCGACCUGGUCAACCACCACCGCGCGCACACGGGCGAGCGGCCCUUCAAGUGCUACGAGUGCGGCAAGGCCUUCGCGCAGAGCAUGACGCUGGUGGAGCAUCAGAAGACGCACACCGGCGAGAAGGCGUACCAGUGCCGCCAGUGCGGGAAGCGCUUCACCAAGUCCUCCGCCCUCAUCCUGCACGAGCGCAUCCACACGGGCGAGAGGCCCUUCCGCUGCGCCGAGUGCGGCAAGGCCUUCAACCAGAACGUCCAGCUCGUGGUGCACCGGCGCAGCCACACGGGCGAGAAGCCGUUCCAGUGCGGCGCCUGCGGCAAGUCCUACAGCCAGAAGGGCUACCUCACCGUCCACCGGCGGACUCACACCGGGGAGAGGCCCUUCGCGUGCCAGGAGUGCGGCAAGGCCUUCAGCCAGAAGGCGCACCUCUCCAUCCACCUGAGGAUCCACACGGGCGAGAAGCCCUACCGGUGCAGCGAGUGCGGGAGAAGCUUCCGGAAGGUGUCGUUCCUCUUCCAGCAUCAGGCCAUCCACAGCGACGAGAGGCCCUUCCAGUGCGGUGUGUGCGGCAAGGCCUUCGUGCGCAAGUCCACGCUGGUCCAGCACGGCCGGAUCCACACGGGUGAGAAGCCCUAUCAGUGCGGGCAGUGUGGGAGGGCCUUCCGGCACCAGCCCACGCUCGCGGCGCACCGGAGGAUCCACACCGGGGAGAAGCCCUACGAGUGCAAGACGUGCGGCAAGGCCUUCCGGCGCAUCGGGAACCUCACCUGCCACCAGAAGACCCACACGGCCGGGGAGGUGCCUCCCGGCAGGCCCAGCACAGCGAGAAAGUCUUCCUCCAAGAUAACUCCUCAGAUAAGGCCAGCUGACAGCGUGGGCAAGUUUCAGCCUCCCGGCUCUUUAGAGUUAACUUAGGGACCUCAAGAGAUGCCCACAAGGCUUGUGUCACAUUCCGGAGAAUUCGGUGAGGACAGGUGACAGCACGGCCUGCUUCAUGGGUGUGCAACCUGUGCAACCACACAGGGCCCACACUCGGUUUCAUGCCCAGCUGUAGCCAUCUCAGAAUUCUUAAUAGUCUCAGAACAGAGGGCACCAUAUUUUCAUUUUGCACCAGGCCCCAAAAAUCGUCAUGGGGCCCAGGGGAGAGCAACCCGGGGUUAGACCUGGUUUUGCAUGGCCCACAAGGUAAGAAUGGUUUUUACAUUUUGAAAUAAAACAAAAAGAAUAGGAGACAGAGCUUAUAUGGCCCACAAAGCGUAAAAUAUUUACCAUCUGGCCCUUCACAGAAAGUUUGCGAAGCCUGGUCAUCAACCAGCAGUUAUUGGUGGGAAUUCCAGACCCUUCUUCAACACGCUCUGGCAGAGUCCCUGUUUGGUUUCAUGCCUCUCGGUGGUUCCCUCCAGGUGGGCUUCUCGGCUCCAAGUGGAGGGGUUCCAGGAUGGGAUGGCUCCUCCUUGGGUCUCCCCUGCGGCACCAUCCUUUUGUUUGUCUCUAGGCCUCAUUGUGGCUCAGGCCCGCGGCUGCCCUUGGUCCUGAAUCCCACCUGCUUGGGCCACGAGCCAUCUGUGUAUCUGGCACUUGAUCGAGAACGGAAUAAACGCGAUUCUCUGUUCGAUGGCUGCCUGUUCACCACACGGUCUGGGCGUCUCACGCCAGGAAGGUUUUCUCAGUGGGACAUUUUCAUAGCUCAGUUUACUCACUCACUCUCAUUUUCUAGGGCUGCCAUGGCAAAUACCGCAGACUGGGGGCCUUAAACAGAAGAAAUCUAUUUUCUUACGUUUUUGGAGGCUAAAAUUCUGAGAUCAGGGUGUGCACAGGGCUGCUUUCUCCUAAGGCCUUUCUCCUUGCCUAGCAGAUGGCUGCCCUCCCGCUGCCUCUUCACGUGGUUGUCCCUCUGCCCGCGUGCGCCCCAGUGUCUCUCUCCUCAUGAAGACACCAGCCACUGGAUUAGGGCCCACCCAUAUGACCUCAUUUAACCUAAUUAUCCCUUUAAAGGCCCUGGCUUCAAAUCAAUCACAUUUGGAAGUUACCGGCAGUUAGAGCUUCAACAUAUGAAUUUUGGGGAUUCAAUCUAUAAUAACCCCAAAUGGCUAGAAAUGUAAACUUUUAUAACUGUAGCUUAUGUCUACAUGGCUUGGCAAGCAGGAACGGAGCACCCACCUUGCACUUUGGGUGGCAGGUACAGCCAGUGCCCCCAAACUCCUCACUUCUUCCUUCUUGGUGGGGAGUCGGUCCUGGGACGCAGUGGUCCUGCCAGAGAAGGCACUUCCUGCUUGCAUCCAGGAGGGGGCGUGGACCGCUCCUCCCUUGUGGAGGGUGAGGAGAGGGAUGCAUCCAAAAGAGGUUGGGCCUUUGCCACUUGCCCUUCCCCCAUCCGCCACCUGGAUGCCAACCCCCAGGGCGUCUCUGGAAGCAGUGGGUUGAAGAUGGUGGAGGGAGCUUGGAUCCCUGAGUCAGCCCGUGGAGUAGAUCCUUGUGAUUUGAGAGAGGAUUAUUGUUCUCUUGUGAUUCUGGAACUUCCCAGAGAUUCCUGGCCUGCCCGGGAGGGCUCCCUGCCGCCUCCCAGGGUUUCUGCAGGAAGAGCCUCCUCUCUCCAUCCCAGAGGCUGUGGGUCUGGCCAAGCCGCCUGGUGCGCCGAUCCCAGGCCAGGAAGCCAGGGCUGCGCGGGGCAGGCACCAACCCGGAAGACGCCUUCCUCUCAUUCUGGGGCAGGCUGCUGGGUUUCUGAGGGUCUGGUGGGGUCUCCAACAGUGGGGCAGUGUCCAAGUGGGUAAGAGUGGAAGGGCCCCCUCCCUCCAGCCUGAAAACUUGGCCGAAGGUGGGCGGAGAGCCUUGUCCAGCUGCCCACGCUGGGGCCAACUGGGGAGAUCAGCAGGGCUGGGGCGACGGUGUAUCAACCGUGCCUUUUGUUUUCUGGGGCUUUGACGUCUCGGGGCCUUGCUGACCCUGGAGAGACUGCCCCCCCAGGGUUUGCUGAUUCCUAGAGAUGGGAAACUACUCACUGUAAACACGCUUUUCAAAUGCCAACCAACCCAGAGCCCACAGCCACCACCGCCACGGCCCCCCCAGCCACUCCCCCACCUUCACCCCCCAGGGCAGGUGCCAGACCACUCCGGGCAGCCCCCAUGCCCCAGAGCCCCUGAAGUGACUCCGACCAGCCGAUCCUAAGCCUGCUCACCCGUUCCUUCCUACCAGCCUGUGGAUGUGGGCCUAAGGGACACAGGUCGGACCCAGUCUCCGGGGAAUGUUAGGUCCAGAAUGGAAUGGGCCGGUACCUCAGAAACUCAGUCGCGUGUUCACAGUCCAGUCAGCGAGCAUUUAUUGAGUGCCUACCGCUCACUCUGUCAUUCAGCAAACACUUAACACAGCGCCUGCUGAGUCCUGGGAAACAACAGUGAGCAAAAUGGGCAAAGCCCAGAGCCCUGCACUCAUUCCGGUGAGGGAGGCGGAUGACAGAGGGAGGAUGGGACCAAGACAGACCACCGGGGGAGGGAGUUGCAGUUUCAAGGGGCGAUGGGGAGGGUGACACUUAACAGGGACCUGGUGCAUUCAGGGUGCUCCUGAGAAACAAGCUGUAUCUUUCCAUAUGUCUCAUCUAGAUCUUACUGUAGAUCUUAUUAUAGAUCUUAUUUAUAUAUAUCCUGUUAUAUAUCUCAUUGUAUAUAUAGCGUAUUA